Macroventuria anomochaeta is the source of this 4260-nucleotide messenger RNA. RefSeq lists its product as uncharacterized. The annotation marks the transcript as partial. The transcript is spliced from 4 exons. The record is from RefSeq and is a predicted model, not a curated record. Lineage: Eukaryota; Fungi; Ascomycota; Dothideomycetes; Pleosporales; Didymellaceae.
GUCAACAUCAGCCAGGUCAUCUUCUUGGACGAAUGGACCAUGGUCUUUCAUCUCGUCCUAACCGCAGGGAUAAUCAUCUCUUGUCUGUGGCUCGUUCGCACACUUGCGCCUGCAAAUGCAGCGCCACAGUGUCGGCCAGAGGGCAGUUCGCGCCAGACGCAUCGCGGCCAAAACCCGAUACCAUCCACGCAACGCGGAGCCCACCUCCACCAGGUAUACCCCACGAAGGGUGGCCCUGAGGAGGACGGACCCGACCCAGACGUCGACAUUAUCGCCAUCCAUGGCCUCGAUACGGACUCGGAAAAGACAUGGACGUGGGAAGACCGCAAGGAUCCCACGUCCAAAGUCAACUGGCUGAAACAUCCCAAAAUGCUCCCGAGCAAGGUCGAGCGCGUUCGGAUCUUCACGUGCUACUGGCCUGCUGACCUGCUGCAACCGUCAAAUCUAGUUCAGAAGACAGAAGAGGAACUUGCCUUGCUCCUAUUCGAGGAUAUUCAGAGAGAGCUUCAGGUUGAGAGGAACCACGCAAGAAGCAAGAACCGGUCCAUUCUCUUCAUUGCAUCCUGCCUUGGAGGCAUCAUCUUGAUGAAGGCACUUGUGGGCGCCAAGGCGGAUCACCCUGUCCGGAGAGCGACACGCGGUAUUAUCUUCCUUGCCACACCGUUUCGAGGGACCUCGUUCCAAGAUGUAGCCGCCUUUGCGGAGCCAGGUUUACAGGCCUGGGCUUCAUUCCAGGGUGGACAAGUGAGUAGCCUGCUCAGCAUUGUGAAGGGAUCGACUUUCAGUCUGGAAAACCUUGUGCGGCGCUUCGUUUCGUUGUGCCGAGACAGCGAUCCUCCCUACCAAGUUUUUAACUUUUACGAGAAGGGAAAAACAAGUCUUCCGAGUAAAACUUUUCCUUGGCUACCCGCCUGGUUUCGCAAAGAAAAACAACUGGUGGACGAGUCCUCUGCGACCUUGGAUAUAGUUCCAGACCCACUGCCGUUGAGUCGACCUCAUGCCCUCAUGAACAAGUUCUCCCACAGUCAGUGCACAGACCAGUGCAAGAUCCAAUGCGCUGAGCGCGAAGAUUUUGAGCUUGUUUCAGGGAGAAUCCAGGGUAUGCUUCAGAAGAUUCGCAAGGGCACUCCACUUGAGCAAGCAGACGCCUGGAUACGCACCGAACACUAUGCCGCAAAAAGACUCAGGAUCGAACGACUCUCGGGCGACAAACUUCCGCUCGAGAACUGCUAUAUCAAUCUCGCCAUUGUCGAGCAGUCCGCAAAGAAAGCUUCGCCCGCAGAGGAUGGGUCGGAAGAGGGUGCUGCACCACAUGUGUCCCCCUUUUCACUUUCCGCACGGCUAAAGGUUGAGACGCCGGACAAGAAUAUCCAGGUAGAAUUGUCGUCUCUUUUCGAUCCGCGGGAAGACUCCAACGGCCAGACGAUACAACCAAGAAGAAUCUUAAUCCGCGGACGUGCCGGAAUCGGGAAGACCACCCUGUGUAAGAAGAUGGUCGAUGAGUUUGUCCACUCUUACCAAGACUUUGACAGGUGGACAAAAUUAUUCGACCGUGUGCUUUGGGUGUCGUUACGGAGGCUGAAGGAAUGGUCAUCAACGAUAUACGAUCUCGAAGGCCUAUUUACCCGCGAAUAUUUCGCUCAACGGGACCAUGAUACACGCAAAAUCCUCGCCAAAGAGUUACGGCUUGUUGUCGAAAGGGGAAGAACUCUAUUUCUUCUCGAUGGUCUGGACGAAGUAGCCCAAGAAUUGGCUAUCGAAGACUCCAAGUCCACAUUCCUUGAGGCUCUUCUAAAUCAGCCAAACGUUAUCAUCACAUCCCGGCCUCACGUGUUACUUCCAGCAAAGGUCUCGUCUCCUGACCUUGAACUGGAAACUAUUGGAUUUUACCCGGAUCAAGUGAAGGCAUACCUUCAAGCUACAUUUACCGCCGAUCCGAAAAAGGUGGAAGCUGUUCAGUCAUACCUCCAAACGCAUCAAUUAAUCCAGGAUCUUGUGCGGAUUCCCAUUCAGCUGGAUGCGCUCUGUUACACCUGGGACCAUCUCAAAGGGAAAGCCGUGCCGCAGACUAUGACUGCCACUUACAAAGCCAUUGAGGAAAGCUUGUGGAAGAAGGAUAUCCUGCGAUUAGAGACGAAGAAUAGAGACCGUCUGCUGACGAAGGACGAUAUUAAACACGAUAAGAUGAACAAGAUCGAAAUCCUUGUCAAAAAUGAGGUGUCUCUUCUCGAAGGCCUUGCGUUUACCGGCCUGUACAACGACGUGAUAAACUUUGAGUUGGAACAUUGGGAAGCUGUUUCCAAGGAGUUUGAGCAAUCUAAUGAGUGGAUCCCUUGGAACACAAGACUUCCGCGCCUCUCUUUCCUGCGAACUUCAGAACUCUCGGAGGACGACCACAAGCGAGAUUAUCACUUCUUGCACCUCACUUUUCAGGAAUAUUUUGCAGCACGAUAUUUUGUACGACAGUGGAAAACUCAAAAACCUCUCACCUGCCUGCAACUUAGCGACGGAGAAUGCAACGAGAUCGAACCUGCCUCUUUUCUCCGAAAACACAAGUACGAUCCUCGCUACGAUAUCUGCUGGCGCUUUGUCGCUGGCUUACUCGAUGGUGACAAAAGGGCACUACGUUUUGUCCAAGCAAUUGAAAACCAGCCACGCGACCUCCUGGGCCCUACGCAUCAGCGUUUAGUUAUGCAUUGCCUGAGCGAAAUCGAGUGGAAGGAUACAGGUUUUAUGGUACUUCGAACGAAGCUGGAAAAUCAGCUGGGCCAGUGGCUGUUGUUCGAGUGCAACUCGACGCAAGAUUGCUGGUUAGCUAGCGAAAUGGAGUGUCCAGAGCAGGUCCUGGUCAAUGCACUAAAUGAAGCAUCUGAGGAUGCAAGACUGAUCCUUCUGGAACGUCUAAACAGGCGAGCAGCAGUUCCGUCGAGCGUUAUAGACGCUGUGGUCCCCUGGCUGAAAAACUGUGCCUCUAAGAAGCUGAGCAUUGCCAUAUUGGACAUCUUAAGACACCAGCAUAAAGCCUUGCCAGAUGAGUUACUGCAAGACAUCACAGCACGGCUCGACCAUGAAGAUGGGGACUUUCGACUGGCAGCAGCUGAGGCGCUUCAAGGCCGGGCCGACCUUAGAGUGGAGUUGCUGCAAAGCAUUGUAGCACGGCUCGAAGAUCAAUACCAGAACGUCCGACGGGCUGCAGUUGAAACGCUUCAAGGCCGGGCCGACCUUACAGAGGAGGUGCUGCAACGCAUUGCAGCACGGCUUGAGGAUAAAGACGAGCACGUUCGACUAGCAGCAAGUAAGAAGCUUCAAGACCAGGCCAACCUUACAAAGGAGGUACUGGAAAGUAUUGCAGCGCGGCUUGAGGAUGAGGAUAGGGACGUCCGACUAGCAGCAGCUAAGACGCUUCAAGGCCGGGCUGACCUUACAGAGGAGGCGCUGCUCAGCAUCACAGCGCGGUUCGAGCAUAAAGACAAGGGUGUUCAAUUGGCAGCAGCUGAGGCGCUUCAAGGCCGGGGCAACUUUACAAACAGGUUGCAGCAAGGUAUCGCAGCACGGCUCAAGCAUAAAGAUAGGGACGUCCAACUGGCAGCAGCUAAGGCGCUCCAAGGCCAGACCAACCUUGCAGAGGAGUUGCUGCAAAACAUUGCAGCACGGCUCGAGGAUGAAGACGAGCACGUCCGAAUAGCAGCAGUCAAGACGCUUCAAGGCCGGGCUAGUCUUACAGGGGAUGUGCUGCAACGCAUUGCAGCGCGGCUCAAGGAUGGAGAUAGCGACGUCCGAUUAGCAGCAGCUAAGACGCUUCAAGGCCGGGCUAACCUUACAGAAGAUGUACUGCAACGCAUUGCAGCGCGGCUCGAGGAUGAGUACGGGCACGUCCGACUAGCAGCAGUCAAGACGCUUCAAGGCCGGGCUAAUCUUACAGAGGAUGUGCUGCAACGCAUUGCAGCGCUGCUCAAGCAUAAAGACAGGGACGUCCGACUGGCAGCAACUCAGACGCUUCAAGGCCGGGCUAACCUUAUGGAGGAUGUGCUGAAACGCAUCGCAGCACGGCUCGAGGAUACAUACAAGGACGUCCGACAGGCAGCAGUUGAGGUGCUUGUAAAUCAAGCGGCGCUAUCGUCAGACGUCCUAGGCAUGUCUUUGAAACCCUUGUACCUAGCUUUGCGAGAGAAAAGCUUUAAGGAACACCUGUACUGGACCGCUUUAGAUAGAGAUUCCAUAGGAGUUGGUCUCAGACAUGUUUCUUUGAGUUGCAAGCAG